UUUUGUCGGCUCUUGGCUCAUAGUCUUUGACUAAUAACUGUAGUUGUUUUCGCACUACGGACCGUAAUAACGAUAUGUGUUGCAGUCGCGCGGCGACAGCCUCGGCAACCCAGUUCGGAUUACUAUAGUCCGCCCAAACGAAUAUUCAACGCCUCCUUUUACGCCACCCAAACUAAGAACAACGAUGCCGCACCUCUUGGUUCGCGAUGUCAUGUACACAGAGCGGGAGUUCGUGUACGGUGCCUACGCAAGCGGCGGAGCCGUGGUUGGCAUAGGUAUCACGUUCAGCGCCCUGGCUACAGUUAUUGUUGUGCUGCGGGUUCGGUUAAGAACAUCUCAUGGUGGCCACCUUGAUCUCGACGAUUGGCUCAUCGUAGCUUCGUUGGGCUUGCAAUGCCUGUUCGCCGUCGAGCUCAUUUACACGACCAUCAUCACACUAAUCAAAGCAUCCGUGAUCAGCAUGUACCGGCGCAUUUUCCCAACCUCUCUGGUCAACUGGGGCGUGCACGUGCUCGGAGCCAUGGCCGGCAUGUGGUUCAUCGCCGGCGAGGUUGUGUCGUUCGUGCAGUGUGUACCCAUCUACAAGCUUUGGCGGAUGGAGAUCGAGGGGAAAUGCAUCAGCGCAUACAACAUUUUUGUCGGCAUCGCUAUACCCAACAUCGCGAUUGAUAUUAUGAUUCUGGCGUUGCCUCUAUAUGAAGUCUGCAAAUUGCAGAUGGAUGUGCCAAAGAAGGUGGGGAUAGGGGGAACUUUCCUGUUGGCCGGCGCGGUUAUUGUGAUAAGUGGCGUUCGACUUGGAAGCGGUCUCUAUUUCCUGAGAGACGGACAAAAUCUCGAUAUGACCUUAGCUGCGACAUCUCUCUGGGUGUGGACAAUCCUAGAACCAGCCAUGGGCAUUAUUUGCGCCUGUCUGCCCACCAUGCGCCCGCUGAUAAACAUGGUCAUCGGGGGGCUCUUCAAGAAAAAGCCCAUAAAGAACUCCAGCGGACCAAGCAAUUUCCGCGUCAAUGCGACCAUUGGUGGCGGGCCCAAUAGACCAAUCAACCGAUCGUCUAAGAUUAAAGGUGGUAAUAUUGUGAAUGGGUCCUUUGAGCGGCUGGAUGAUUCCGAGGGUGGUGCUUCCCAGACUAACUUGUGGCCGAAAGGGUAUAGCAGUGAAAGAAAGACUAUUGUCAGCGGGAGGAGGACACCAAGUGUGCAGAGUGUAGAUAUCCCCUUGACGAGCAUUGGGGUCAGACACGAGAUAGUGUGGGAUGAAAAUAGUGCGAACACAUCAGAAACCUAG
Pseudomassariella vexata is the source of this 1285-nucleotide messenger RNA. RefSeq lists its product as uncharacterized. The transcript is spliced from 4 exons. Bases 185 to 1285 code for a protein of 366 amino acids. Lineage: Eukaryota; Fungi; Ascomycota; Sordariomycetes; Amphisphaeriales; Pseudomassariaceae. The record is from RefSeq and is a predicted model, not a curated record.